Molecule: messenger RNA, 1304 nt
Organism: Cajanus cajan (pigeon pea)
Lineage: Eukaryota; Viridiplantae; Streptophyta; Magnoliopsida; Fabales; Fabaceae
Product: PPR containing protein
Source: RefSeq, a predicted model, not a curated record
CUUGCUGUGUCGGAACUCCGAAGGUUAAAGAACAAAAGCGAGAGGAUAAAAAAUACAAAAAAAAAAGGGAACAAAUCCUGAAGUAAGAUAGAGGGUGAGGAGUGAGGAGUGAGGAGUUAACGUGAGAAAGAUGAAGGAAUAUAAAGAAUGCGGGCCCCACACUAGAGCAGCAGCAAGGAAAUAGGAAUGUAAGAUGGCAUGAAUAUUAGAGAUUGGUGCAGUGCAGCUACCAGUUCCACAUCAACAACAACAACCAUUCUCUUUUCUCUAAUAUAUAUUUUUUGUAAAUAAAUUCUAUCCAAUCGCUCCACACAAACUCCGAUCAGACUUGUAUGUCUCAGGAGAGUCCAUGCCCGCUGCUCGCCGCCCGGAAAAAUAAGCCGCCGCAUCCCUCCCCGUCGCCCCGCCGUAGGAUCAAGACCAAGUCCAGGCCUGUCAAGAUCUUGAAGCGCUGCUCUUCGGCGCCUCUUCUUAUUUCACGCCCAGAUGACGUUCACCUUCAUCAUUCCAGGACCUUGUUCCGUCCUCAAACCUUUUCCCAUGCCUUUCUCUCUUCCCCUUCUCCCUUUUCCUCUCCACGGAAACAGAUAAUAAAGGGGUAUGAGAAAGAAGCUAAGGUGGUAGUUAACGUGACCGUUGAGGGGAGUCCAGGGCCAGUUCGAACGAUGGUGAAACUGGGGGCGAGUGUGGAGGAGACAAUAAAGCGUGUGGUGGAUAAAUAUAGAGAAGAAGGCAGAAGCCCCAAGAUCGAUCCUAAUAUGUCAUCUUCAUUCCAAUUGCAUCACUCCCAUUUCAGUCUCCAGAGUUUGGAUAAAUCAGAAGUAAUUGCAGAUUUUGGUAGCAGAAAUUUUUAUCUGCGGAAGAAUAAUGAUGUUUCUCCUUUCAAUUCAUUUCAUUCGGAAAGUGCUCCCGAAUUAGUCACACAUAGCUCUACCCCAUCCAUUGCAAAUCCUCCAUUGUUGAUCCCCUCUUUCAUUGCCCGAAAGAUUAGUAAAAUUGUAAGAAGAGCUCAUCGGCUUUGGAAGAUUGUGGUUUGUUCGCAAUGAGGAACAAUCAAAAGCUUCGUUCUAUUCAGGGCUACUUCAAACUUUGAAAAGGAAAAGGCAACAAAAUUUUAUGUGUUGCUUUUCAACCAUUCAUUUCCACUUCGUAUAUUCGUUCUAAUAUUUGUUUAAAUUGCAUAUCUAACAUUAUGCUCAUUAGUUUUGUAAAUAUUCUGGUAUUUUUUCUUGCAGAAUAGUAGUGAUGUCAACUCAAGAUUUGGAUGGAUACAACAAACUGAGUAGUUCCUCUUAUUAAAUAAC